AUGCAACUUCAAGUAGAAGAACGGUGGGCGAUCGGGGAGGAUACUUACAAUAAAUACAAGCGAGAAACAUCCCUGCGCCGAUAUCGCGUUGCAUUAGAUGAACUCGAGUGUUUAGUUGUCAUGCGUUUGUUUGAACUUUCGAAGCUUUCACUUUCAGGCACAGGCUACAAACUACGUCAGCAAAUCGGAAAGGCCUUGCAACGACACUCUGAAGCAAUUCGAAAUGCACUGAGCCAUUACAACGUACAAGCAGCUGCACUAGCUCCCCCACGUCCGUCUUUGUCUUGGAAAGACAUCACGGAAUAUACCUUCCUGGGCAAGUUCGAUUUACUCUGCCAGUCUCGCGCUGAUAUUUGUGAGCUAGACUGGGCAAAGCCUGCUCAUCGGGAGGCGACUGUCAAAUAUUUUAAGCUCCGUCGUGCACAUGAGGAGAUUGAGCGUCUCAAUGUAGAGGUUAGGCACCUUCGCACAUCAAUUCAUGAUGAGGAAGCGAAAACAACUGCCAUCAUUAACGAGCUUUUUGUCUCCAAUCCUCUGCCAAGUCUUGAGCUACAAAGGCAAUGGAAAUCGCAGAUUGGUGUCAAUGCCAUACAUGCCUUCCGGCUGGAUCAGAUUGAACUUCAAUGA
Messenger RNA from Suillus paluster, 627 nucleotides. RefSeq lists its product as uncharacterized. The record is from RefSeq and is a predicted model, not a curated record. The transcript is spliced from 2 exons. Lineage: Eukaryota; Fungi; Basidiomycota; Agaricomycetes; Boletales; Suillaceae. The coding region runs from base 1 to 627 and encodes 208 amino acids.